Pteropus alecto (black flying fox) is the source of this 5837-nucleotide messenger RNA. RefSeq names its product ArfGAP with FG repeats 2 (gene AGFG2). The transcript has 13 exons. Bases 305 to 1771 code for a protein of 488 amino acids. Gene Ontology annotation, molecular function: GTPase activator activity. The record is from RefSeq and is a predicted model, not a curated record. Lineage: Eukaryota; Metazoa; Chordata; Mammalia; Chiroptera; Pteropodidae.
GGUCUCUGAGGGCCAAUGGGAGAGGCCUGAGGUCUGAAGGUAGUGAGCCGUGGGGUUGGAGGCUCCAGCAACUAGAGGCCGUCCAAGUCGGACCAAUCAGAGUGAGGAGGUGGGAGGAGGUUAGCCAAUCAGUGUGCAAGAUAGGUGAGACUCGGGGUUGAGGAGUCUCGCGUGGACACUGCAGGCUCCCGAGUUCUGUCAGGGGAGCCGGGCGUGCGGAGGCAACUGAGGAGGCGGGAAGGCGACAGUGGUUUAAGAGGCAACUGCAAACUUGAGGGGAGGAGGUCCGAGAGAGUGGGAAGCUAUGGUGAUGGCAGCGAAAAAGGGCCCAGGGCCAGGCGGUGGGGUUAGCGGGGGAAAGGCGGAGGCCGAGGCAGCCUCGGAGGUGUGGUGUCGCCGGGUGCGGGAGCUGGGCGGCUGCAGCCAGGCCGGGAACCGCCACUGCUUCGAGUGCGCCCAGCGCGGGGUCACCUACGUGGAUAUCACCGUGGGCAGCUUCGUCUGUACCACCUGCUCGGGACUCCUGAGAGGCCUGAACCCCCCUCAUAGAGUCAAGUCCAUCUCCAUGACAACUUUCACUGAGCCUGAAGUAGUAUUCCUGCAAUCUCGAGGAAAUGAGGUUUGCAGGAAAAUUUGGCUGGGUCUUUUUGAUGCUCGGACAUCUUUGAUACCAGAUUCCAGGGAUCCUCAGAAGGUGAAGGAGUUUCUCCAGGAAAAAUAUGAGAAGAAGAGAUGGUAUGUCCCCCCGGAGCAGGUCAAGGGGCCUGCUUUUACCAAAGGCAGUGCCUCCACUCCUAUCCAGGGCUCCAUCCCAGAAGGGAAACCUCUGCGGACACUUUUGGGAGAUCCUGUGCCAUCUCUCUCAGCUGCUACGUCCACCUCUAGCCAGUCUGUCAGUCAGUCUCAGGCUCGGACAUCCCAGCCCCGGAGUGUUCAGCCACCUCCCCACUCCUCGAUGAAGAAAGCCAGUACUGACCUGCUGGCUGACAUUGGUGGAGACCCCUUUGCUGCUCCCCAAGCAGUACAAGCAUUUGCUGCUUUCCCAGCCUUUGUGGGCCAGACACCUUCCCAUGGGGGCUUUGCCAACUUUGAAGCCUUUGGCAGUAGCUCUUCUGCAUUUGGAAGCAUUCCUCUAGCUGGCCAAGCCCCAUUCCAGCCCCAGCCAACACCCACAGCCAGUCAGAUGCUAACUGGAAGUUACAGUUUUGGGAGCAGCCAAGUGACUCCAUUUGGUACCUCUCCACUUGUACCUGCCAGUCAGCCCAACAGCCUCACAGAUAUGGGUGGCCUCCUGGGACCUGGGGCGUCAGCUGGAGGUGUCCCUAGCAGCAUCUUCGGGAUGACUGGUCAGGUCCCUACACUCCAGUCAGCCACAACUGGCGGAGGUGGCAGCACAGGGCUUGCCUUUGGAGCCUUCACCAACCCUUUCACAGCACCUGCUGCUCAUCCCCAGCUGCCUUCCACCAACCCAUUCCAGCCCAAAGGCUUGGUCACAGGGCCCAGCUUUGGGAUGAGCAGUGCUGGGCCUGGCUUCCCCCAGACAAUGCCACCCACUGGGGCCUUUGCCAGCACCUUCCCACCGCCGCUGUUCUCCCCACAGACCUCGAUGACUCAACAGCAGAAUGGCUCUUCCUUCAGCGACUUAGGAUCUGCCAAGCUGGGACAGAGGCCCCUGAGCCAGCCAGGAGGCAUCUCCACCAACCCCUUCAUGACUGGAUCCUCAUCAAGCCCAUUUGCCUCCAAACCUCCGACCACCAACCCAUUCUUAUAGCACUGUGUCCUGGCUCCUAGCGGGGGCUCUUCCCUGCUCUCUGGGGCCCCUGUACUCCCUGGAGCUCUGGUGACCAUUUGCCUAUGGCAUUUCUGUGGGUCUGAGAUCAUAAUGGGCCUGUUUUGCAGGGUAGGGGUCUUGGGGAUGGUGGAGGUGCUAAUGCUUUGCUUGGGGCUUGCAGAUAAAAAAGCGGCUUCCUUCCUUUCUCCUUCUAGCCCCCACCCAGGCAGGAGGCCCAGGAGGAGAAAAGGCAGGGCCUGGCCUAGAGGAGAGAUGGUAUUUUAUUUCUCAAAUUAUUAAUUAUGAUGACAGUAAUCCUCCUUCUGUCCUCAGCAUACACAGCACUCCCUUCAUUCCCAACCCCGUGGGCAGAGGAAGCUGUGGGCACAGACUGACCAGUGUUCCGAAUGACUCUUCCCCAUGGCCAACUUGCCAGAGCUAUUCUCCUCCUGUGGGAAGAGUAGGGUAAAGUUGGGGUUCAGGCAUGGUGUUGAUGUGGGAUAGUAAUCAGACAGGCUGAGAAGGUCUUGGAGGUCUAGAGUGCCCUUGGUGCCCUGGCUUGGGCCAGCACACCCUUUUCUUCAUGUUUUUGCUUCCCUAGCUCCCUCCCUCAUCUUGGGUACUUGGGACGACUAGUUUUACCUACAUGCUUAGACAUGCCCAACUCCUGUCAAGCACUUUAGUUAGCUGUGGUAUCAUGUUUGGAUACCAGUGUUUUAUAUUUAUACAUAGAGAAUUUUCUAAUAUAGCCUAUUAUAUAUAUGUGUACACACACACACACACACACACACACACACACACACACACACACGCAGCCAUUCUCCCUCUAUCAGAUAGCUCUUUUACAUGGGGAGUGGGAUAAAUCCCCAUCUGUGCCUCGACCAGCAAAGCUGGAGCUGCAGGGUGUCAUGAGGGAGGGUAACCACAUGUCCUGGCCACCCCAGAGACUAGGCUUUUCCAAAGAAAGGCUUUGUGCGAUUGGCUAUUUUUUUUUUCUUUCUUUUUUUCAUGUGCCUCCCUGGCCCCCAAAUCUCUGCACCAAAGCUGUUGUAGGCAAUGUUGGAAAAGAACUGCAUUUGAAAGAAAAAAUGGCUCCUGUGGUCUUGCUUUGGGCCAGCUUAAGGGGCCUCAUGUCAGUCAACAUGACUGCCUGGGUUGGUGAUAAUGUUGCCUGCAAAGCCACUUGCCAUUGGCCAAGGAUAGGAACAAGGACAGGACUUGUUGCCCACAGAGCCAGCCCCUGUCUAAACUGGAGUCCCAUGUUAGCAAUGGUAGGGAGCACAGCAGGAGAGGGGCUACCUCUGCCAGGGACAGGAGUUAGGUGGCUAUAGUAAGGGGGGUGAUUCCCACCAGGGGUGGGGGAGGGCAAAAGAGGAGGUGCCAGCUGGGAAAUAGAAGUGGACCUGAUCAGAGUAGACCACUCUCAGGUACAUCCUCAGGCCCUCCCCAGACUGUUUCCACCUGAGGAUGUUGUGUCAACAGCCUUGGUGUCUGGGCUGUUAGAGUGGUGACAAGACAGAUAGCUUGGGUUAAACACCUCACCUGGCUGAGGAGAGGCCCAAGACUCAGCCUUGCUGUCAGAAGAGAUUCCUCCUUUUUCCAUGUUGCCAAGGAACUCUUGGCCCUUUAGCCAUUCAUUCUUGGGAUUUCUCUGGGUCUUUCCACCCAGUGACCUUUAACAGCAUAACAGCAACGAGAGGCGGGGAUUGAGUUAUCAAUUACUUUGAGGAAUUUUCUGGGAAUACCUCCAGCUACUACUAUUUUCCCAGCCAGGCACGGCCUCCCCACCUUUCCACCCAUCCUGUCUUGUGUCUAUGUUUGAGUUCUUCCAGCUUCUACCCACCUUCCCUCUCCUGGUAGGAUCUCCCAGGGUAAACCACCAUCUUUUUUUUUCCUGGAUUUAUCAUGUUCUGUCUGUUCCAUUCUCAGUAUUUUUUUCUGCCACCCUUGAUUAUCUCUGUCCUUCCUCUUUCUGUUUGGCAUUCUCUGCUUAGGGCCAGGGAAGAGGGCAUGGGGAGUGGGGUGGCGGAGGGAGAUGGGGGGAGGAAGAAAGCUGAUAUUUGUUGUGGUAUAGGAGGGGGAAGAGCCUUUUCUUAUUUUCCCCCAGCUCUUCCCACUCCUCCUUCCCUAACUAAAAACACUAAGGUUUGGAGGUGAGAGUUAAAGGAUCAGGAGCUAUAGUGCCUCUUACUUUACCGCAUGUUUCGGUCACACUCCUGCUGUUUCCCAGGGAUCUCCUUACUGCUUGGUGCCUGGGCCCAGGACCUCCCAAAUGUCCCCCUUCGUGCCUCCCAGUCACUCUGUCCCACAUGGACUCCAGAAAGUUCACUGGCCAGAGCUGGAUAACCCAGAGAAGUUACACUAGGUCAGCCUCGUGCCCCAAAGCAGAAAAAUCAAGAGCCCCCAGGCACAGGCUAAGACCAGGACUGCAGCUGCCUCUCGGCCUGGAACAGCCUCUACUGGGCCUCCUCUCUACAGACAACGGGCAAAGAAUGGAAAACUCCCCGGGCUGAUAAAAAUAUUUAAGUGACUGGACUGUGUUCCUCUUGCUGCACGCCCCCAGGGAUAUCCCUGCACGGCCCUGCCUGUUAGCUGCAAAUCUGGACCCCACUACACACACACUGUGCAGCCGGAGGAACUCACCCAGGUUUCCACCAGGUUUCUGACCAAGUCCUCAUGUUCCCCUACCCCCAACCAUUGCUGUGACCAUGCUCUGCACACAGCGGUCCUCUGGUCCCAACCUUCAGCUGGUCACCUGCGACUGCCCCUAUUGGUGAGGAAGCAGGAGCCAGUCUCCAGGUGCUCUGUAAAGAGCAUUCUGUCCACCUUGGAGCCUUGGAGCCAUGGCUGGGGAGGGCUGAAGAAAGAGGCUAAAUAUAUGGCGCUGUCCCUACAUCCCCUCCCUCCACAGAGGAAUGGGAACUCAGGAUGGGGGAGGGAGGGGCACAUGCGAACAGCCCAGCCUUAGUACCUCAGCCUCCUCCCUCUAGGUUCCUCUCCUGGGUAACAAGAUACUUCCACAGGGACUUAGAAUGUGGAGAUUCCAUCCUGCCAUCCCAUAGCUGCCCCGCACCUGGCAGGGGGAUGCAUAAGUGAACCCCUCUGGUUCGGGAGAAGUGUUCUCACCCAGCAGAGCUGAGGUUCUGUCACUUCCUGUAUCUGGGGAACAACUCAUGUUACCCAGGCAACGGGCUAGAAUAAAUCUUAUCUGAGUAAGACCAAGGGCAGUGUUGCUAAGGCAACUGAUUAGGCCAGUUGUUUGGCUCCAGGCUUUUCCUGGUACCCAGCAGGCUAAAUCACUUGGCACUACCAAGCCAUCUACCACAGCUGCUUCCUGCUUUAUCUAUACCCAGCAUUUAGGGGUUCAAUGUGACAACAGCUAUGAUUCCACAGGACUGGGGUCCUGCAAGGUGGCCUGGUUGAUGGGGAAUAGGAAGGAGUAGGUAUGAAGAGACCCUCCUAUGGAUAGUUGCAAAUUAAGCCUGGGGAGUAAGGCUCCGGCCAGGAGCAUGGCAGGUACGUGGGCCCUGUAGGUGCCCUGCUCUUUGAGGCAGCACCCAGACUAGUAAGGCGAGUGGCUAACAGAUGGCAUUUAUUUCCCUGCCACUUUGCACAUUAAUACAUGAUGUAUAUAUCAAGGCUACAUGAGGGGCUAUGGCCUUGAACAUACUGUUUUGGUGGCCACUUAUGGAUCCGUUAUAUACCUGCUUCCCCCUGGGCCAACAGCCAUCAAUGGUGGCAGCUGCUACUGGCCCCAGUGCACUACCUGAAUUGCCAGCACCUCUCCUGCACCUUGAUGGGACUUUGGCUGACUGGAGGGCACCUGAAGCAGCCCCUGGGCACCGCCUGCCUGCUAUCUGGAUGCCCGCCCUCAGUUUGCUGGUUAGCUCGUGCAUCACUCUCAACAUCACCCUUGGAAAGGUGUUCACAGGUCCUAGCUUCCAUGUACACUGCACUGUUGGCUCCUCCAGUAUUCUAACUCCUUCCUUCUAGGCCUGGAAGGGCCUCCCUACUCAGGUUGACCUGACCCAUGGACUAAGUAAAAGAAUCAGGUUCCUUUGCUUCA